AUGUCUUCCAUCGCCGAGUCAGUCACCGCGGCCGCCCCACGCGUGCCUAUACCCGCAAACGGAGUCGACUAUCGCGGAAAAAUCGUCCUAGCCCCGAUGGUGCGCUCCGGCGAAUUACCCUCGCGCCUGCUUGCUCUCAAAUACGGUGCUGACCUCGUCUGGGGCCCUGAGACCAUCGACCGUGCUAUAAUUGGCUGCCAGCGCCAAGUUAACCCCCGAAACGGCUGUGUCGAAUUCUCCCGCAUGCCCUCCAACGGUGGCCGUCCUGAUAUCGUCUCGAAGGAAUCGGUCAUCUAUCGCCUUGACCCCGUACGCGAAAAGGGUCGCCUCAUCUACCAGAUGGGCACGGCGAGCCCGGAGCUAGCUGUGCAGGCUGCCAAGAUUGUCGCCGCCGACGUGUCAGGCAUCGAUGUUAAUUCCGGCUGCCCCAAGCCGUUCAGCACCAGCGGCGGUAUGGGCGCUGCGCUGCUGCGCACUCCCGACAAGCUCGUCUCUAUCCUAGAAGCGCUGGUCCGCGAAGUCGGAGAGCCUUUCCAGAUCGGUAUUUCUGUCAAGAUCCGUAUUCUCGAGUCCCCCGAGGCCACUGAGGCUCUCGUCUCUCGACUCGUUCGCACUGGUAUCACAGGUCUGACGGUGCACUGCCGCACGACGCCCAUGCGCCCCCGCGAGCGCGCAAUCCGACACCAGCUCCGCAUGGUCGCAGACGUGUGCCACAAAGCCGGCGUCGCUUGUAUCAUGAACGGCGACGUGACCUCUCGUGACCACGGCCUGGCCCUGAUGGAAGAGUUCGGCGUCGACGGCGCCAUGAUCGCCACUUCAGCCGAGUCUAACUCGUCAUGCUUCCGCUCCGAGGCCGACGGAGGACUUGCGCCAUGGCGCGAUGUCGUUCACGAGUACCUUCGUUUCUGCAUUGAGAGCGAGAACCGUCUUGGAAAUACCAAGUAUCUGCUCAAUAUGCUCAUUCCCGGCAAAAACGAGGAGUUUAAGCAAGCCAAGCUGUCUCGAACCUACACUGAUUCUUGCCGUCGACUGAAAUUCGAUGACCUGGUUUCCCAGGCUAUCCUGCUUGAUGAGCUUCUCGACCUCGACCACAAGUGGGAGCUUGGUCCCCCCGAGGGCCACCCGCGCUCCAAGGCCGUUCAAAAUGUCAUGGCGAAUAAUGAGUCUGCCAAGGCUGCUGGCGGCGAUGGCACCAGAUCCAAGGCGACUUCGUCUGUUGCGCACAAAGGAGGUCCCAUUCGCACCUCGUCAUUUCCCGCACCAGUAAAGGCCGAGCCGGAGCAGGCUGCUGUUGAUCCUUCAAUUCCAGCCCCAAUGGCCCAGAAGUCUGAGGUCGCGGUUUGA
Penicillium atrosanguineum is the source of this 1344-nucleotide messenger RNA. Its product is annotated as tRNA-dihydrouridine(20) synthase (NAD(+)). Gene Ontology annotation, cellular component: cytoplasm. Gene Ontology annotation, molecular function: tRNA dihydrouridine synthase activity; flavin adenine dinucleotide binding. The record is from RefSeq and is a predicted model, not a curated record. The transcript has a single exon. Gene Ontology annotation, biological process: tRNA dihydrouridine synthesis. NCBI's taxonomy places the organism in Eukaryota, Fungi, Ascomycota, Eurotiomycetes, Eurotiales, Aspergillaceae. The coding region runs from base 1 to 1344 and encodes 447 amino acids.